This is a messenger RNA of Clarias gariepinus (North African catfish), 597 nucleotides long. RefSeq lists its product as uncharacterized. The record is from RefSeq and is a predicted model, not a curated record. Bases 1 to 597 code for a protein of 198 amino acids. The transcript is spliced from 2 exons. Lineage: Eukaryota; Metazoa; Chordata; Actinopteri; Siluriformes; Clariidae.
AUGCGGGUGCAUCGGGCUGAUGGUAAGCCAUGGGCUUACAAAGGUGCACAGAGACCGCCUGACUACACCUGCAGUGCACAGAGACCGCCUGACUACACCUGCAGUGCACAGAGACCGCCUGACUACACCUGCAGUGCACAGAGACCGCCUGACUACACCUGCAGUGCACAGAGACCGCCUGACUACACCUGCAGUGCACAGAGACCGCCUGACUACACCUGCAGUGCACAGAGACCGCCUGACUACACCUGCAGUGCACAGAGACCGCCUGACUACACCUGCAGUGCACAGAGACCGCCUGACUACACCUGCAGUGCACAGAGACCGCCUGACUACACCUGCAGUGCACAGAGACCGCCUGACUACACCUGCAGUGCACAGAGACCGCCUGACUACACACGCAGUGCACAGAGACCGCCUGACUACACACGCAGUACACAGAGACCGCCUGACUACACACGCAGUACACAGAGACCGCCUGACUACACACGCAGUACACAGAGACCGCCUGACUACACACGCAGUACACAGCGACUUCCUGACUUAACAUACGUAGAGACUUCCGGACUACACACGCAGUACACAGCGACUUCCUGA